Molecule: messenger RNA, 2001 nt
Organism: Paramecium primaurelia
Lineage: Eukaryota; Ciliophora; Oligohymenophorea; Peniculida; Parameciidae
Source: the annotation of a GenBank genome assembly
AUGAAAAGAUUAUAUUAAAGUAAGCUUUUAUAGAAUAUUUAUAAGCAAUACAAUAACUUGACAUAUUUGGUCAAACAAUCACACUAAAUAUCAAUAAAUAAUCAAGCUACAAAACAGUUUUUGGUGGAAUUUCCUCAAUAUUGAUAAUUGCCAUUUUGAUUGCUUUCUUUUUUUCUAAUGUUAUGAAUUUCUUGAAUCAAACUGAAAUCAUAUUUUCACUAGAAACAAAAUUCUCCAUAAAUCCAGAUGAUAUGAUUUUAUCAUAAUAAAAUUAUAUGGCAGCAUUUUCAAUUGAUUAAGGAGGAUAUGCUAUUAAUCCAUAUUUUAAUAUUUCAAUAGAAUAAAGGUAUUAUAUUAUUUAGAUUCAGAUAAUACAUACGUGAUGAAAAUGGAAAGUAAAUUAAACAUGUAUAGUAUAUCCCUUUGGAACCUUGCACAUUAUCACAUUUCAAUGUAUUAUUAUAACAAUCAGAUUUAAAUUUUUAAGAAUAAUACAAUCACCUUGAUUUAUCAAAUUGGUUAUGCCUUAAGUAAGUAAUUUUGAAUAAAAUAAGAAAGGAUUUUGAAUUCAAACUAAGUGGUACAUAUUCUAGUUAAGAAUUUAAUUUUAUUAAAAUAAUUGUACAUGAUUGUGUAUAGAAAAAUGAGAAUGAAACUGGAUGGAAUCCAAUUUGUGCUUCAAAUUAAGUAAUAUAAUAGCAUUUAUAAAUGAAUGGAUAAUUUAAGUUUUAAAUUUACUAAGUUAAUUAAAUUAUAAAUCCAGGUUAACCUUAAGCAUAUGUGAGUUCUUAUUUGGAUGGAGAAAUGUACUUUACAUUUGUUCCAAAAAAGAUGUCUAGAUAAGCUAACUUAUUUUAUAGAAAAUAUAAGUUUUAUAAUGAUUAAUCUCUCUUGCCUCUUGAGUAUUAAAUUUAAUUUAGUAUUGAGAAAUAUUCAUUAAGAGGAAGUUAUUGUUAGACAAAAUAGUGAUUAUAGAGAUUUAACUGAAAUAGGAAGAGACACAGAUAAUAAUUAUGCAGUAAUUUACUUAAGGAGAAGUUAAUUUACUGAGAUAGUUAAUAGAAGAUUUAUUUAGAUAGGAGAAUUACUCUCUUAUUUAGGUGGAUUUCUAUAAAUAAUGAUUACUGGACUUGGUAUCUUUAUUAUAUACUAUAAUAAAAUUUAGAGUAUAAAUUAUUAAAUAAUUCUAGUGCAAAUUGAAUUAUCAAAUAGACUUUAUAACUUUAAGAUUAGUUCUAGUAACAAUAAUAAAAAUUAAUAAAAAGUAAUAAAGUUAAGUUAGAUAUCUAAUUAAAAUGUGUAAUAAUAACCUGUGGAUGAUUCAUAGAAUAUUAAUUUAAAUGAUAGUUUUAUUGACGAGAAUUAAAAGAAGAAUUAUCUCAAAAGUGCAAUCAUUAAAUAAUUUCAUUAGUUGAAUAAGAUUAGUUUAUCAUUAAAAUUAUUCUUUAAUUAAAUGACUUUUGGAUUAUUGUUCAAUAACAAUGAUUCUCUAUUUUUGAAUAAAGCUAUGUAAUUAUUAUUUGUAUUUUAUUAAUUUAGUAAUUAAGUAAAUCUUGAUUUAAAUAUUCAUCAUAUACUUUAUAAGAUUUAGGAGAUAUAGAAAUUGAAACAGGUAUUGUUGAGACGAUCUCAAAUAAUGUUAUUUAAUUUUACCCCAAAACCUUUGAUCACGUUAGAUGUAGAUUAUCAAUUACCAAAUCGAAUGGACUUUGAAGAUAACCUUAGUGAUUUGAUAAGUUCUAAUCCUUUAGACUAAACUGAAAAUAAUUUAUUCUCCGAUUUAUAUUAAGUACAAUUUUAUAUCCAUAUUUAUUGAAGGCUUAUUUAGAAAUAAAGAAGGAGCUAGAGGAAUAAUCAAUACCUCUUUGUUAGUUUUAAUUGAAUUCAUAAUUAGCUUUAGAGUUAGGACCAUAAAUGUAAGAGAUAUUCAAAAAUCAGGAAUUGAUAGAAAAUUAAGAAAAAGUGGGAUUUUCAGUUAUUUUAAAGUCGGUAAAUGAAUGA